AUGUUGGGCGCAGUGACUGGACCCUUUUCCACCCGAGCCUCCAGGGCCUGGCCCCCGAGGGGCUAAAGAGCCCGGUGCCCUCUCCCCACAUUGUGGCCGCCCCCCCGGCUCCCUUGAGCCAUGCCUCCCGCCUGGUUUGGCUUCCACAGGUUCCUGCUGCGCCUCUCCAACCACCCCAGGUGGGGACGACGGCGGCCCCAGGCUCCCCUGCUCUGGCUCCUGCUCCUGGGCUGGCCCGCCUGGGUCCAGCCGGCCACCUUCAAGGUGGGGGUGAUGGGGCCCUGGACCUGUGACCCCAUCUUCGCCCAGGCCUUGCCCGAGGUGGCUGCCCAGCUGGCCAUUGGGCGGCUCAACAGAGACCCCACCAUGAACCAGGGCUACUGGUUUGACUACAUGCUGCUGAACGAGGAGUGCCAGACCAGCCAGGUGCUGGUGGCCUUGGUCAACGCCGAGCGUUACGCCUCGGGCUUCGUGGGGCCACUCAACCCAGGGGCCUGCGGGGCGGCCGGGCUGCUGGGCCGGGCCUGGAACAAGCCUGUCUUCUCCUGGGCCUGCCUGAACGGGGACGCCGAGGUGGAGCGGUGGGGCACCUUUGCCCGGCCCCUGCCCCGGGCCUCGUCCGUCCUCUACGCUGUCCUCAAGUUCUUCCGCUGGGCCCACGUGGCUGUGGUCACCUCCCGGCAGGACCUGUGGGUGGAGGUGGGGCAGGGCCUGGCCAGCUCCCUGCGUGAGUUUGGCUUGCCCGUGGGCGUGGUGACCACCAUGGAGCCCGGGGCUGAUGGGGCUUGGAAUGCCCUGCGGAAGGUGCAGAGGGCCGAUAAUGUCAGAGUGGUGGUGAUGUGCAUGCACUCGGUGCUGCUGGGUGGGGAGGAGCAGCGCCUCCUGUUGGAGAAGGCCGAGGACCUGCGCAUGACGGACGGCACCUUCGUCUUCAUCCCUUACGAUGCGCUGAUGUACAGCCUGCCCUACCGCCGGACUCCCUACCCUGUACUGGGUAACAACACCAAGCUGCGGCUGGCCUACGACGCCGUGCUCACCGUCACAAUCGAUGCCCCUGAGCGCAGCUUCCGCGAGGCUUUCCAGGACGCCCAGCAGGCGCAUGAGCUGCCGGCUCACCUGGACCCCACGCAGGUGCACCCGCUCUUCGGCACCAUCUACAACUCCAUCUACUACCUGGCCAAGGCGGUGGAGCGCACUCGUCAGGCCAGCCGCUGGGUGAUGGGCUCCAGCAUCGCCGAGCAUGCCCGGGACUUCCAACUGGAUGGCUUCUGCCAGCCGCUGGCGGCCGACGAGGACGGCGACCCCAUGGUGAGCUACAUCAUCCUUGACACAGAUGGCAAAGGCAACCGUCUCUGGCCCACCUACAGCGUGGCCACGGGGCCCGAGGGGCUGCGCUACAUGGGGCACACCAUCCACUGGCCCCACAGUGCCAGCCCCAGCUCCGACUCGAGCUGCUGGUUCGACCCAACGUCCGUCUGUUCCGGGGGGGUGGACCCCAGCUUCAUCCUGCUCCUGUUCAUCCUGGUUUCCAGCUUGAUUGUUGGGGGAACGAUUCUUGCUUACUACAUCAGGCGCCGGAUCCUGCAUGCCCAGCUGAUGAAGGGGCCCAACAAGAUCAUUCUGACCAUGGAUGACUUGACCUUCAUCCACACCCAGAGCAGCAACAAAAAGAUGGACGACAGCCGCACCAGCCUGGCGGGGAAGAGCGUCUCCGACAUGAGGAGCUUCAAGAGCCUGGCAGCUGCCCCCGACAACACCAACGUGGCUGUCGCUGAGGGAGAUGAGAAGCAAAAAUGCAACAGCCACGUCCCCUUCCUCCUCCUUUUGUUUAACAACCAAGGGCUAGUGGCAGCCGUGCAGGGGAUGAAGUACCUCCAUCACCGGGACGUGGUCCAUGGACGGCUGAAAUCACGGAACUGCGUGGUGGAUGGGCGCUUUGUGCUGAAGGUGACGGACCACGGCUACAAUGAGCUCCUGGAGGCCCAGAAGAUCCCACAUGACCCACCCAGGCCUGAAGAGCGGUUCUGGACGGCACCGGAGCUGCUGCGGGACCCGACGCUAGAGCGCAAGGGCACCUUCCGUGGGGACGUCUACAGCAUCUCCAUCAUCAUGCAGGAGGUGAUCUGCCGCAGUGCCCCCUACUGCAUGCUGGACAUGCCGGCCGAUGAGAUCAUCCGGAAGGUGGAGAAGCCGCCCCCGCUGUGCCGUCCCUCGGUCUCGGUGGACCAGGCCCCGCUGGAGUGCAUCCAGCUGAUGAAGCAGUGCUGGAGCGAGCAGCCUGAGCGGCGGCCGACCAUUGACCAGAUCUUUGACCAGUUCAAGAACAUCAACAAAGGCCGGAAGACCAACAUCAUCGACUCCAUGCUGCGCAUGCUGGAGCAGUACUCCAGCAACCUGGAGGACCUGAUCCGGGAGCGGACGGAGGAGCUGGAGAUCGAGAAGCAGAAGACGGACAAGCUGCUCACCCAGAUGUUGCCACCGUGA
Molecule: messenger RNA, 2484 nt
Organism: Chrysemys picta bellii (western painted turtle)
Lineage: Eukaryota; Metazoa; Chordata; Testudines; Emydidae
Source: RefSeq, a predicted model, not a curated record